Mya arenaria is the source of this 3243-nucleotide messenger RNA. RefSeq names its product myosin heavy chain, non-muscle-like. Lineage: Eukaryota; Metazoa; Mollusca; Bivalvia; Myida; Myidae. The transcript has 27 exons. Bases 46 to 3198 code for a protein of 1050 amino acids. The record is from RefSeq and is a predicted model, not a curated record.
CAGGGACGAAAACGGAAACUAUUCAAUAGACCAGGUUCACAAGAAAUGAAUGACCUGAUGGAAGAGAUGGAUCUUGACUCGAUGUUUCCCCAAGGCAUGCUCGAGAAAUGCCCAUCAAAAUCUACCAGGUCAUCUGUGGCUUUGUAUAGUAAUCAUGACACAUUACUCAUUAUUGACACUUUAAAAGACCAGAAAAAACAACGUGAACAAGAAGAGAUCUAUUCUCAGCUCGCAGACAUCAACAAACGUGUUCAUCAGGCAUUGGAGAAGGUUGGACUAGAGGGUGACAAGAACAUUGAUGAAGAUGAUGAUGAUGAUGUCACCAUGGCAACAGGUUCAGUCAAGCUCCCGCCAAUAUAUGACACUCCCACAGAUAGGGUUACAAUGAUGGAACAGGACUACAUUAUUGAGCGCCUGGACAGUUUUGAGGAAAAGGCUGUCCUUCGGAAACAAUACCUCAAGGAGGUUAACUCGUGGUUCCAGAAUAACCUCGAAAUGGCAAGUGACGUUGUUACCUCAGAUGAGAUGAAUGCCAUGAUCAAGGAAGCCCAGGAGCUUAACAAAAGAAUCAGAUCCUGUUUUAGGACAAUGGUGGCCAAAGGUGACAUGGUCGUAAAGAAGGGGAGAGAACUCCUAGAGGAGACUUCCAAGAUUAUUGAAGAGAGGCGAGCUCAGAUGCAAAAGAAAACUAGGAGGGAGAAAAUCAUUGUAUAUGAUGACAAGAUACUAUUGGAGGACCCAAUAAAGUGGGAGAGCUCGGCCAAUACGAUCAUCUCCGUGUUUGAGGACAGUCACAAGAUGAUCAAGAAUGUCAUGUUCAAAAACGCCCUGAAACUGGGUCAGAAGCAGUUCGAAUACCUGAUGACGGCAAGUGACAAACGCAGUAAGGAGCUAGACGAUAAAAAAAAACAAUGCAUGGAGUUACAAGGGAAGCUUCACCACGCCAAGAUACUGGCAGACCGGCAGGCACGUGAGAUUGCCGACCAGAAGAGACAUAUGACAAAACUUAAGCAGGAAAUCGCCGACACAAAUAAGGCUUUGGAAGAAGCCCUGGAGAAGAACCGGCAAAUUAAGCUGAAGGUUGUUGGGCUCAACUCCAAAAUCCUCUUCCUUGAAGGGCAAAUAAAGGAGAUGAACCAAAUUCCAACCACUCCACCACCUCCACCAACUCCCCCAACCCCUCCGGAACCUGAGAUAGUGUAUGUGAAAGUCGUGGACUCUAGCAUAGAACUACAGUUACAUGAGGUCCAGGAGGAACUAAACACCGCAAAAGGACAGAUUGAGGAAAAUCUGAACAGAAUCAAGGACCUGGAGCAGCAACUAGCCUCGGAACAAGACCGCAGGCAGCAGCUGGAUUCAAGGUUGUUGGAAUUAGAGACUACGCCAGUGACCCUGCCUCCAACCAACACGCCCACUGAAAGUCCCGUACCUGAGGAACGGGAUUCAAGCUACUACAAAACACUGAUGGCCGGCAUGAAGAGUGAGUUUGAAAUGGAGAUGGGGAAAGUGAAGUCCUACAUCAAGAGAGAGAAAAACAGAGGUGAGGCAACUAUACGCAAGAUGGAGCUCCUGCAAAAGGACCAGUACGUGUCAAUACAGCGUGACACGAUGCGCAUGUUACGUGCCAUCAUGCAUUUCCGGGACCACAUGUUGACUUGCAUGGAGAAAGAGGACCUCAUUGACCAGGCACAGACCCUUUACGACCUCAGGGACAUCACUGAUGUCAAGCCUACAUCUGAUACCAGAGAGCUACUUACAACGGUUGCCAGCUCAGUAGUUGAAUAUCUUAACAACAUUGAGGCUAUACUGAGCAGUGCUUUCCUUGCGUUGAAAAUUUUCAUGAAGUACCAAAUAGAUAAACAGGUUGAGUACGAGGUUCAGCAGCGGAUGAUAAAGGAAAGGAAAGAAAUGCAGAAUAAGCUGGCCGUACAAGAAGUGCAGAGGAGAGACUCGAUCGUGAAGUCCAAGGAGAAAGAUGUGAGCGGUUUGGCAAAGAAAUUAAAGAAAGCCAACCAGAAAAUUAAGAAAACGAGGAUGGAUAUAAAUACAUUCAACCCUGACCCGAAAUACCAGAGUUUGCUGCUUCGAUACCAAAACAUGAUGAAGAUGUACCUGAAAACACAGUCAGAGAUGGAAACCCUACAAAAUGAUUUCCAUGACACAAUGAAGAACAAGAAGAAACUUGACGAAAAAGAUCAUCUUAUUAUCGCCAAAAUACACAUGGAAAUGAAACAGAAUUGUGUGAUACCAGCAGAAGAAUUAAAGACAUCAGCUGUGGAUAAACGUGAGAACUUACGCAGAUUGAAAUUUGCCUAUGACGAGAACAAGAUCUCUCACAACCUUUACCAGAUGUCAUGUGCAAUAAUUCGCAAAACCAUGGAGAUCCCGCAACAGAAGCUACAUUGCUUUUUUGAACAGUACAUCGCCUACCGAGCUGUCCAGGACACUAAAGAACACGUGCUCCAUAUUUUGUCCGAAGAUGAAGACCUGGCAGCAGACACGCGGGAGGAAAUGAAACAGUAUAUGACCAUGUUGGAUGGACGCCUCAAUCGCAUUAUGCGUGACUGGAGAUCUAAAAUGACAUCGCUCGAGAUGGAACAAGUGGAAAUGAACAAAAAAAUAUACAGACUGUUUAACGAGGUUCUGCUGGAAACAGGCCUCCUGCUUGUUCAUCCACAUCUGAAGGGAAGAACCCGACGGAAUCUUGCAACUAAGGCUGCAACUCAGGUCACACGUAACCAGAUGAAGGAGUUGCUCAUCAAACGGAGGUCACAAACUAUGCGGACGUUACUAGAGCUGCCUAGUGAGAUUCAGGGGAGCGCCGUACCGCUGCAGUCUCCCACGGAAAAAUUCUGGCAAACAUCUAAAGUUGAGUCGGAACUCGCCCCUUCUAUUGAGUCUCCCCAUAUGCUGGCUUACGAAAUCAACAAACCAAGAAUCUGUGCUACCAGGGGUCUUCGUGCUAGACGACAGAUAUUUAAGAUAGGGAGGACCGAAAGUUUCCACAUUGACGCCAAUAAUUACCUAGAUUUAAUCCGGAACACUAAUAAGCCUCGUUACUACGGCAAAUGGCACUUGCUUCAACCCAGUAACAGUGACCACGCGCACUCGCACUUACCUGGUAACGGUAACCAUGAAAACGGGCACUUGCAAACAUCCGGUCAUCACGACAGCGCACAUGUGCAAAUUAGUGCGUAAUGUUUAAGUUUGGAUCAAACUUGUUAUGUUAUUUUUUAAGCAUUG